GUCAGAUGAAACUGGAGAGUGGCCUUGUAAGAACGACAAACUGAGUGGCUAAACCUAGAAAUGAACUCGUUGGCGCGGAACAUAUCGUGCUCCAUCAGGUCUUCGAUUCACGCCACUGCCUCGCUACAUUGCUACCAGCAGCAAUGGAGGGGGAUCCGAGUGAAGGUACUGAACGGGAAUCUUGAACGGGCAAUAACAUUCUUGCAAAGGAAGAUGCAAUCGAGCGGAAUCGAGAGGCUGAUUAAGCGCGAGCAGACUCACCACAUCAAGAACUCCGAGAAGCGAGUUUUGGCCCGAAAGAAUUUGGAGCGCAAAAUUCGAUCACAGGACCUUGCUCGCAAGCUUAAAGCCAUUCUUAUCAAGAAAGUCAGGGGUCUGUGAGCUCGUGACAAUAGGUAGGUGGAAAAGAGGGCUCUGCAGUAUAGAAUUCACAUCCAUCUUCCUCCUUGGACACGAACUCAGUAGUUACUGAUCUCUUUCUUUGAAUCUCUUCUUAAACUCCCACUGCCUUUCAACAGUACAAUUCAAGUUCCUUUACUCAUCUGGAAGGCUCCAAUAAGCUGUUUAUCGUUCUGUUAUUUAUUAUUUGAUCAAUUUAGCUGCCUGCUAUGUAUGGAUCCUUGUCUUCCUCCUUGUUCAUCUUCCAUUCCAAGCAAUUUAGUUGGAUUCUGUAGAGCUCUACAGUUUGAAGUAGAUUAGAAAAAUGGCAACCCUGUUGGA
Cucurbita maxima (winter squash) is the source of this 720-nucleotide messenger RNA. RefSeq lists its product as uncharacterized. Gene Ontology annotation, molecular function: structural constituent of ribosome. NCBI's taxonomy places the organism in Eukaryota, Viridiplantae, Streptophyta, Magnoliopsida, Cucurbitales, Cucurbitaceae. Gene Ontology annotation, cellular component: ribosome. The record is from RefSeq and is a predicted model, not a curated record. Gene Ontology annotation, biological process: translation. The coding region runs from base 61 to 381 and encodes 106 amino acids. The transcript is spliced from 2 exons.